This is a messenger RNA of Gastrolobium bilobum, 2821 nucleotides long. RefSeq names its product putative pentatricopeptide repeat-containing protein At1g09680. Bases 1 to 1803 code for a protein of 600 amino acids. The transcript has a single exon. Lineage: Eukaryota; Viridiplantae; Streptophyta; Magnoliopsida; Fabales; Fabaceae. The record is from RefSeq and is a predicted model, not a curated record. Gene Ontology annotation, molecular function: protein binding.
AUGGCGAUGACCUUGAAAAUGAAACUCUCAAAAACAAAAACCUUUCAUUCUUUCCCUUGUCACCUUCUUCUCCGUUGUUGUGCUUACAGUUACAGUUACAGUUAUGGUUAUCAUCAUCCCCACAAAGACCAUCAGUUUCUCUGUGCAAUCUCCGAAGCCAUCAUCGAAACCAACUCUCUGGAUUCCUCUCUCACUCUGAGACGCAUUCUCCCUUCAAUCAAACCCCAUCACGUCGCCAAACUUAUUAACCUCAACCCUCUCUCUCUUCCACCUUCCUCUCUACUCUCCUUCUUCAACUGGCUCGCUUCUCGCCCUCCCUUUCGCCACACUCUCCUUUCCUACUGCACCAUGGCUCAUUUCCUCUGCUCCCACCGAAUGCUCCCAGAAGCCCAUUCCCUCCUCCGUUUCCUAGUUUCCCGAAAGGGAAAUGAUUCUGCUUCUUCCUUGUUCGCUUCCAUUCUCCAAACCAUGCCUGCCCAUCACUCCAUUCUCGUUUUUGACGCUUUAAUCUGUGCGUAUACAGAUUCUGGGUUUAUACCUGAUGCUGUUCAGUGUUUACGGUUGGCUAGGAAGAACAAUUUCCCGAUUCCGCUUUAUGCUUGUGGGCAUCUGCUUCAUAAGAUGGUGAAGUUGAAACCCCCUGAUUCUUCCUGGGCCUUUUAUUUGGAGAUUUUGGGUUCUGGGUAUCCGCCAAAAGUUUAUAAUUUUAAUGUUUUGAUGCAUGGCUUUUGUAAAAUUGGUGAUAUUAGGAAUGCCCAGUUGGUGUUCGAUGAAAUUCUCAAGAGGGGUUUGCGUCCUACGGUUGUUAGUUUCAACACUUUGAUCAGUGGGUACUGUAAAUCGGGGAAUUUGAAGGAGGGUUUUAGGUUGAAGAGUGUUAUGGAGAGUGAAAGAGUCUGUCCCGAUGUUUUCACUUUCAGCGCUUUGAUCAAUGGAUUGUGUAAAGAGAGUAGGUUAGACGAGGCAAACCUUUUGUUCGAUGAAAUGUGCAAGAUAGGCUUGGUCCCCAAUGGUGUUGCUUUCACCACUUUAAUUGACGGGCAGUGCAAAGAUGGGAAAGUUGAUUUAGCCUUGAAAAAAUUUCAGAUAAUGCUGGCUGAGGGUAUUAAUCCUGACUUGGUUACGUACAAUGCGUUGAUCAAUGGCCUUUGCAAGGUUGGACAUUUGAAGGAGGCUAGGAAGCUUAUGAAUGAGAUGAGUGCAACUGGUUUGAAGCCGGACAAGAUCACCUUCACUACACUAAUAGAUGGAUGUUGCAAGGAUGGAGAUAUGGAAUCAGCGUUGGAGAUCAAGAAGAGAAUGAUUGAGGAGGGGAUUGAACUUGAUGAUGUAGCUUUCACUGCACUUAUCUCUGGGCUUUGCAGAGAUGGAAGAGCUCAUGAUGCAGAAAGAAUGUUGAGAGAUAUGUUGAGUGCUGGUUUCAAACCUGAUGAUCCAACAUAUACCAUGGUUGUUGAUUGCUUUUGUAAGAAGGGUGAUGUUAAGAUGGGAUUCAAGUUACUCAAGGAGAUGCAAAGUGAUGGACAUGUACCAGGAGUUGUCACGUAUAAUGUGCUAAUGAAUGGACUGUGCAAACAAGGUCAGAUGAAAAAUGCUAAGAUGCUGUUAGAUGCAAUGCUUAAUUUGGGGGUGGUUCCAAAUGAUAUUACAUUUAACAUUUUACUAGAUGGUCAUUGCAAGCAUGGAAGCUCUGAGGAUUUUAACAUAUUUAAUUGUGAGAAAGGACUUGUUACAGAUUGUGCUUCAUAUACAGCACUUGUUAAUGAAUCAACUAAAACCUCAAAAGAUAGCCUAAAGAGAUGAUUGCUACUAAACUUUUUUUAGCUGAACUGCCUUAAUUGUUAGACCUGCCUUAGAGUUGAUCAAAAGUAACUUCAUUAUUUUCACUAAAUCAGUAUUCAGCAGAGGUUGGCAGAACAGACAGAAUACGUUUAAAAUUUCAUUGUCGCAAAAUUAAUGAUUGGUUUGGUGGCUUGUUGCAAAUAUUGUGCAAGAGGGCAUGAGGAGCUUCUAUCUGAAAAGUUUUUUUGAUGUUCAAACCAAUGCCAUCCUGCAAAUGCCAGAAGGCUUCAUUCAUUGCAAUAACACCAGCGUUAUUGAAGAUUGGAAUUGCAUUUCUCUCUCUUUUUGUAUAGUGGAUAUUAUUGAUGCCAAUUGAGGUGGUUCUUUUGUAUGCUUGGGGAUCCCUCAUAAAUGAAGCAACUUUGUUGCUAUUUUCAAUGCCAGAAGCCAAAGUUAGAGUAACUAGCUAAGGGCGAGCUACCCUAGAUGAUUCAGUUGCAUCUUAAAUGGCAACCUAACUACCUGAUAUGGAUGCCCAAAUUGAUUCUUAAAGAAAGUGCUGAGAUGGAAAAUGCCACAUUGCUGAUGGAUAUACAGAAGUGAGAAACAUGUUUUCGCUAGAUGAAUGAAACUUCUUUGGAUGAAUGCCCCCUUUAUCAGGGCAUGUGAUAUUUUUUCAAACUUCACCAUUUUCGCAGAAGAUUCAGUCAUGAUGCUGCCAGGUCAGCAGUUCUUACAUAUUUAGUUAACUCUGGUGUUCUUGGGUUGGUUACAUAGGUAACAUACAUAAGCAAAGCAAGGAAUCAAGAUUCAUAAGCUUCCUAUACUCUUAUGAAGGUGAUCUUGUCCGGCUUCAAACCAGUUGCACUCAUCUCAUUCAUAAGCUUUCGCAUAGGGGGCGUUUAUUGCAUGCCAAAAUCCUAUACUCUUAUGCUUGGACAUUAUCAUUCAUAAGCAAACGCCCCCUAUAGCCAUAUGAUUUCUUAUGAAAUUUAUUGCAUGCAAAGCUGGCUAUAACCUAUACUCAUAAACUGAUGAU